This is a messenger RNA of Carassius gibelio (silver crucian carp), 4891 nucleotides long. RefSeq lists its product as uncharacterized. Gene Ontology annotation, biological process: response to muscle activity; regulation of DNA-templated transcription. The transcript has 4 exons. NCBI's taxonomy places the organism in Eukaryota, Metazoa, Chordata, Actinopteri, Cypriniformes, Cyprinidae. The record is from RefSeq and is a predicted model, not a curated record. The coding region runs from base 101 to 3811 and encodes 1236 amino acids. Gene Ontology annotation, cellular component: cytoplasm; nucleus.
UCUAUUGAAAUGGUUUGACAGGGUAAAUGCUCUAGGACUUUUGGACUUUCACAUCAUUGAACAGAUUCAGAGUCUAGUACCUGUGUAUUGCCCAUUCACGAUGGACGACUUUGAACACAGUGUGCACAUCUCCAACCAAGACUGGGACUGUUUUUUUCAGGAGUGUGAGGACUGUGACCUACUCUCUCCAUUGCUUGCCAGCCGAGAGGACUCUGGUAUGAGUGACAUUGAUGAGACAGGCAGCUUCUUUCUAAACAGGACCCCGGCCGUGGGCACAGCAUCCACAGACCCUGAUCCAGACCUUCAGAUUGAUGGCCCGCCAGACUGUGAGGGUUCACCUGUCUGUAAUUACCUCAGCAAGUACGGAAUACGUAGUCCAGAGCAGGUUCUCUCUGGCAGUGAGGAAGACUUGCACCUUCAGACUGUCAAUCUCUUCUUGGAGCAAUUAAAAAGUGUCACAGAAAAUCAACAGCCCUUGGAACAAAGCCACAUUCUCAUUUGUGGAAGUGAGAAGACAGGCCGUCUGGAGGGUUUGUUUGAUAAGCAGGAUAUUCUGUAUAUAGACCUUGGUUCAUCUGGCCAAAAUGAGGCCAGUCUUAGAAGAGAAAUCACUAAAAAGGGUGUUGCUGAUACCUGGGGUGAUAUAGCCUCAGAAAAAGCUUUAGAGAUCACAUCCACUAAUGCGCAAGAAGAUGCAUCAAAGUCUGACACAGAGCUAGUCAUUGGUGGGAAGCCAUUGACAACACCCCUGAUUACAGUAAGAAUGAAACAAGGACAACAGGGAAGACGUAGCAGUCUCAGCAAAGAUCCAGAGCUAACUACUGAAACAAAGCCACCUGAAAAAGUGAAAAUGGUAGUGGUUAAUAGAAAAGACAUGACUGACCCAUAUCCAGCGAGACAAAAAGUUGCUCAAGUGGAUUCUAUAAGUAGUUCUGACUUGAAAGAUUCACCAGUCGGUCAGAUCCCAGUGUCACCUUCCAAUCUCAGGAGAAAGAGGAGGAGGAAGAAGAGAUUGAGUAUCGAACCAUUGGAGCAAGGACAUGAUGCUCAGAUCCAUUACCGUCAAAGUGAAUCAGAGGAAGAUAGAUUCAUUCAGUGGGAAGAGAUAAACAACCUUCCUGCAAAUGUCUGGAAGACAGACCACAUAUCACUUCAGAGAAUUAAAACACCUUCGAUUGUGCAUAAUACCUAUCAUUUACAGCUUAAAAACACAUCUGAUUUGGAGGCUUCAGCUGAUUUUAUGUUUUCAAAAAGCUUGCCAGUAUCUUUUGCCAGUGAUUUAGGCACCAUACUUCCAAAGUCUGAAAUUCAACACAACACAAGCUUUAAUACUGAACGCAUGCAUAAUACGUCCCUUGAAAACAAUGGACAAUUGAAAGCAAAGAUUUGUGAGCUGUCUUUAUUUUCCCAGGUAGAUAAAGUUCUAAAUGUAAAAGAUAGUGGAUUAAAUAUAACCGAAUCCCUUCAGCUUGAUCCUGCCGUACACUUAAAAGAGACCAUAUCAAGUGAUAAUUCUGAUGCAGGAUGUCAGAGGAAAUCCUUAUCAUCUCCUAGCCUUUCCAGUGUUAUUAAUUCAACAGAGCCUCCUUCCUUUACAGUCUCUUUUAAAUUGAUGGAAGACAAAGAUUUAUCCUGUGUAGGAAAUGAGAAUGACUGUUCUCCAUUAAAAAAUGAACAAACAAUUCCACGCAGUAGUAAUAUUGUGGAGAUUUCAGCCACCAAAGAAAGCAGCUUGUUUUUAACGGACAACAUUGAAAGACUAGGACCUGGUUCAGAUGGAAACGGACCAGAAUCCUUUACUUGUUCACAGGAUGUUUCUCAAAAACAGAAAGCAUGUAUUCACAAGAACAUUUUGGAAUUUCAAAGCCAUUCAGGCUCUCAAACCAUUGAAAUAAACACUGUAAACAAGACAGAUGCAAAGACUGAGAAUCGUUUGUCUGAUAAUAUUACUCAUGGAACAAAUGAUUGUCAUAUCCAAAGCAGAAAUAAGACUAGUGAGAUAUCAAUUAUGAAUGCCUCACCCAUAAACCCAAGGAAUUUGGUUGAAUCAGAUGACAAGAGAGACAAUAGUGAUAAUGAAGUUGCUGUUUCAGAGAGGAAUAAUAGUGAACAGUUAUUUUGUGGCAAGUUCGUCAAAUCUAGUGAACACAUACAUGGUCCUAUGGAAGAAAUGCUAAGUGAAAAUCCUUCUCGAGAAGUUGUAGAGUUACCUCAAAAUAUGUUAGCUGAAAGUAACCCUUCUUCCGGUGAGUUAAAAAGUGGAACCAAAGACCUAGAGAGUGCUUCUCUUGAUGUUUCACAUCAACUUCCAUGUCCUUUGUCUGCUAUCUCCUCCUUUUGGAAUGAAAUGGAGAAAUUAACCAUCAAUGACGUAUUGGGUCUGCGGUUGAUCAGUAACGCCCAUCACCCCAGCACUUUGAACCAGGCAGAGGAUGGUAGCAUACUGGACAUUACAGACGCUGCAGACUCAGGCUACUUUACCCAACUUAAUGAGCUUGACCGCUUAACUGGAGACAUGUCCUACAUAUCUGAUCUGGAUGAAGACCCUGCACAACUUCAAACCCCAUUUCCUUCCAAGCAAGAGGAUGAAUCAAUUGAGUUUCCUAGCUCUUGUGGGGUGAUGUGGGAGAAUGAUCCAGAUACAGUGGUUGUGGAUGACGGAAGUGCUGAAACAACUCUUCCUCAACAUCCCUACAUGGCUAAUGCUCAACACUGCUUCAGAAGAACGUGUAAGAACAUGUCUGUGCAGAACCUGCAAAUUCUAGACACUCAACCAAUCAGGCAAAUCCUGAGGAAUGCCUCAAUGCAUUCAAUCCAUGCAGAGGUAGAAGAUGAUUUUAUGGAUCCUUUCUACCAUGUGAACACUUCAGGUUCAAAGAUCUUUUCUGAUGACGAAGAAGAAAUAGAGAGCAGUGGUAUAACUUUUUCAGAAAUAAUUCAGUAUUUCUUCGGUGAGGAUGAACCUGAAAAAUGUGCACCUCGUGCAGACAACAUAGCUGCUUCAUACCUUGAUGAAACAGGCACCUCUUUGCCUGAGACGUAUGACCAUUUCUUCUCCGAGUUUGAUGCUGGGAGUUUUGUUUUUCCAAUUGUGGAAGAGUCAGGUGGUGAUAAAUUGGUUCCCAUAUUUUCCUGCUCCUGCUCAGCUAACACAAUCCUUCAUUUCCCAGAGGCAUAUGACUAUUUCUUCCCCGAUUCCCCUGGGAAUUCAGAUGAAGAGGAUGACAGUGACAAUGCAGCAAUCAAGGUAGUGACACGGAAUGACUAUAAGCCUCCCAACCAUGAUCCUGUUGACAUGUACGAGCACUUCUUUUCUGAAGAUGAGAGCGACUUCCUCUGGACAAACCCUCUGUCACUUAGAAAGGUUCGUCGCACAGGUUUUACCAUGCCUGAAGAGAAGACAUGUUCUGGGGAGCUUGUCCCUGUGGAGACAUUUCCCAAAGGAAUUAGUCAACCUAUUAAUGCUAUGAACCCUGAUGGGAGCCCUUUCCCAGAUACUUUGCUUCUCAACCUGGAGAACUGCGUCUUCCAGCAGCUGGCUGAACAACAGAAGAAGUGUAUGGAGAUGCAGACAGUUGUUGCUGAUCCAAGGUUGGAUGCUCCAUUCUUGCCUCUUAAACAGGCAGACAUGUGCUUGGUUUGUAUUGCUUUUGCCUCGUGGGUGCUGAAAACAACUGGUUCAGGAGCAGACACCUGGAAAGCUGCUCUUCUCGCAAACGUCAGUGCACUCUCUGCCAUACGAUAUCUGCGCAGACACAAGAGGGAGGAGGUCUCUGGAAAAACUCCUUUGCGUCAGAUAGAGCCAGCAUAACUCAAUAGCACCGCCACAGCCCCCCGAUCUGAUUUCAGUCACACUGCCAUGAUACUAAUCCAAAAGGUUAGAUGGUGAAUGUCAAACAUGUGCAUGCAUGACUUUUUCCAUCUUUCUCAGUACAUAUUAUUAUGAUUAACACUCUGGUGUGUGUUUAUUGCUGAUGAACCAGAUUUAAAAAAGCAAUGUAGUUUGAUUAUGAAAUGACCAAAGCUCUUUAUCUGAUUCUGAGAUGAGUGGAUUCACUGUUCACAGCGAAUUCUGUUGUGCAUUGUGAUGAGGGCAGCAGUAUGUUGAUUAAUAUUUGAUAAUGAGAUGAGUAUGGAGGUGUUAUGAUGAAGAUAGACAUGCGUGUCUCAAUAAGUGUACCUGUGGAGAGAUUCAAACGGAAGAACUAAUGACUAUGUACAAAUAGGCGGUUUGUUGUGAUAUUAUUGGGAUAUUUUUGCUGGGCCAAAUUAUUUUGGUGUAUUUAUAGAUCAUCUAUAAAUGAUUUUACAAGUGUAAAAUCAGAUACCCAUGUGAUGAUGCCACUUCGGAUCUGAAAACAGUGUUUGAUUUCUUCAAAAUCCAGUCAUAUGGUGAUCCCAGUUUAAAAUAUAAUUUAGGAUUAAAUAUAUCUGAUUUAAUUUAAUUAAAAUGAGGGAACUGGUGUUUUAUUUUUCAAUAUACCUGUAUGUCAAUAGUAAUGCUUAUUUUGGCCACUAGAGGGGACUAACAGUCAAUUGUAUUAUGAUUGUGCCAGUCUACGGUAAGAAACCUUAACCACAGAGACAUGUAACGAGUUUUUCUAAAUGUUACCAGCAGAUGGCAACAGAAGACAGCGGUUAAAGUCACAGUAAAGAAGGAGCGGGAAGAUCCCUGAAAUUCAUAAUUCAAAUGCAUAAUUUCCAACACAUUGUUGAAUGUUCCCUUUCCCAACGUUUGUAUGGCAUGUGUCACCGAUCAGCUGUACUAAAUUUAAUGUAGGGUAAGAUGACCCAACUUUUUCUCUUGACCAUAGAUGGCAAAAAAAAUAUAUAAUCUCAGCACUAAUGAAUGACUAUGAUAUUUUUCUAAUUUUGUGUCUUUGGAAAAUAG